Molecule: messenger RNA, 3402 nt
Organism: Amblyraja radiata (thorny skate)
Lineage: Eukaryota; Metazoa; Chordata; Chondrichthyes; Rajiformes; Rajidae
Gene: sema3fb
Product: sema domain, immunoglobulin domain (Ig), short basic domain, secreted, (semaphorin) 3Fb
Exons: 18
Coding region: 578-2863 (761 amino acids)
Biological process (GO): semaphorin-plexin signaling pathway; negative chemotaxis; positive regulation of cell migration
Cellular component (GO): plasma membrane
Molecular function (GO): chemorepellent activity; semaphorin receptor binding
Source: RefSeq, a predicted model, not a curated record
CACUCACACAUACACUCUCACAACUUUGUUGUGGAGGUUGCAUUAUGCAAACGUCUGUGGUUUCCCAGCCACCUGAUAUGUUCUUCAGUGCGGCUCAGAGACUUGACUCAGAAGCAGUGAGUGAAUGAGUGAGAGAGAGAGAGGGGGAAGAGAGAGAGAGGAACUUCCCCUUUUUCAAAGUCAAGGUUUUAGCCACUUAUCACUGGCAAACCAGAGAAACCUUGUCGACAAGCAGAAGGCAGAAGGCUUGUGCUGCGGCUCAUGCUGAACAUCUAUCUACCUGCGAGAGGUGGUGGCAGUCUGUUGUUCCUUCAUCCACAGGCUUAUCACUUUGGAUGAACUGAAGCUGAGCGUUGCGUGCCACGGAGAUAUACUUGUGACGCUUCCUUUCUGUGGCUUCUGCCACUGAGAAAUGUUAUCCCAUUUUAUCUUUCGCUGUGUAUUUUGCUGGUAGAAGGCAUUCUUCAGCGCGUCGCCUUUGCAAAGUUAGUCUCUCAGGGCUCUCCUUGACAAGCAGCUGUGGUCACUGAAAGGUCUAAAGACUCCUGGUUCUUUGUAAUCGCUGGCUCCAGUUGCCAUGGGUCACCUUCUGGCUACCUGGUUCCUGGUCCUUUCCCUGUGGAGCUUCACUACAAGAGGUCAGCAGCAGAAUGCCCCCCGGGUUUAUCUCAGCUUUAAAGAGCUACAGCAAUCAAACACAGCACGGCACUACAACCUCCUGCAAAACACCACCGACUACCGCAUCCUGCUAAUGGAUGAAGAUCACGACCGCAUGUACGUGGGCACCAAGGACUACAUUGUCUCCCUGGACCUGCACAACAUCAACCGGGAACCUUUAUUAAUUCACUGGUCUGUCAGUCAGCAGAGACGUGACGAGUGCAUUCUUUCUGGUAAAGAUGAGAACGGUGAGUGUGCAAACUUCAUCUGCCUCAUUGAGCCAUGGAACCGUACUCACCUGUAUGUGUGUGGGACUGGAGCUUAUCAUCCUAUUUGCACUUACAUCAACAGAGGACGCAAGGCAGAGGAUUACAUCUUCCAUCUGGAGCCAGGAAAGGUUGAAUCAGGCAAGGGCAAGUGUUCCUAUGACCCCAAGUUCAGCAGCGUGUCAUCGUUAAUUAACGGUGAGCUCUACGCGGGCGUCUACCUCGACUUCAUGGGAACGGACGCGGCCAUCUUCCGCACCAUGGGCCAUCAAACGGCCAUGAGGACUGACCAGUACAACUCCCGCUGGUUGCACGAUCCAGCGUUCAUCCGAGCCCAGUUGAUCCCAGAUAGCGGCGAAAAGAAUGACGAUAAACUUUACUUUUUCUUCCGAGAGAAGUCAAUCGACUCUGGCAACUCAGCCGUCCACUCGAGAAUAGGAAGGAUCUGCCUGAAUGAUGAUGGGGGUCACUGCUGCCUUGUCAAUAAAUGGAGCACAUUCCUCAAAGCCCGGCUCAUCUGCUCAGUACCAGGCCCUGAUGGAAUCGAAACGCACUUUGAUGAACUCCAGGACAUCUUCAUUCAACAGACCCAAGACAUAAAGAACCCGAUCAUCUACGCUGCAUUCACAGCCUCGGGAUCAGUAUUUAAAGGGUCGGCUGUGUGUGUGUACUCAAUGACCGACAUCCGUACGGUCUUCAACGGGCCCUUCGCCCACAAGGAAGGGCCGAAUUACCAGUGGAUGCCUUACACGAAGAAGAUACCGUACCCCAGGCCCGGCACCUGUCCCGGUGGCACCUUUACACCUUCAAUGAAAUCUACAAAAGAUUAUCCGGACGAAGUGAUUAACUUCAUGAGGAACCAUCCCACCAUGUACAAUGUCAUCUAUCCAGUGCACAAGCGACCUCUGGUGGUCAGGACCAACGUGGACUAUGAAUUCACCACCAUUGCCGUGGACCAGGUGGAUGCAGCAGAUGGACGAUAUGAGGUGCUUUUCCUCGGCACAGAUCGGGGGACAGUGCAGAAAGUCAUCGUGUUGCCCAAGGAUGACAUGGAAACUGAAGAACUGAUGCUUGAAGAGGUCGAGAUUUUCAAGACGCCGACACAAUUGAGGACAAUGAAGAUCUCUUCCAAAAGGCAACAGUUGUAUGUCGGCUCUGCCUUGGGCAUUACGCAGGUUACCCUUCACCGCUGCGAUGUUUACGGAGAGGCCUGUGCUGACUGCUGCCUUGCUAGAGACCCGUACUGUGCUUGGGACGGCAAUGCUUGUUCCAGAUAUUUGGCAUCGUCCAAGAGGCGAAGCCGGAGGCAAGACGUGCGGCACGGCAACCCGAUCCGGCAAUGCCGAGGCUACAACUCCAACGCUAACAGGAAAACGGUGGAGACGGAGCAGUAUGGUGUGGAAGGCAGUAGCACGUUCCUGGAGUGCCAGCCCAAAUCACCCCAGGCCAGCAUAAAGUGGGUGCUACAACGACUUGGCAGUGACCGGAAGAAAGAGAUCAAGGUAGACGAGCGGCUGGUAAGGACAGGCCAAGGUCUUCUCCUCCGAGCCCUGCAGAUGGCGGAUGGUGGAACGUACCAGUGCACGGCCACGGAGAACAACUUCAAGCACGUGCUGGCGCGGGUGCACCUCCGGGUACUGAACAACAACACGGUCAACGCCGUGCUCUCGCAGGGCGGGCUCUCGCCGGGCGUCGCCAACCUGCACGUCGGCAGCCCCGCCACCUCCAGGAGCCCGAACCCCGGAUACAAGGACUUGCUACAGCUCCUGAGCCAACCGGAGAUGGGACUCAUCAACCAGUACUGCGAGGACUAUUGGCAACGGCCGACCCACAUCCAGAAGGAAAACCUCAACAAGCAGCUGAAACCGAAGCCCAUCAGAGAAAAGAAAAAGCCCCGGAGUCGCAGAAAUUACCACACAUCCAUUCUCCAGCAAACAUGAAGCUCUGAGAGAUUAGAAUUUCUUUAAUAUAAAGUAUAACUACCCUUACAACAGACAGUAUUUAUUGUAGGCUGUAUAUAGUAUGAUAAUUCAACUUCCUUGUACUUACAACAGGCCCCAUGACAUUAUGUAUGAUAUGUAGGUACUCACAAUGGGAGCAGUAUUCUCCUGAAUUGUCCCAUAACUUUAAGGCAUUGUAAAGUAUUUUGGUUGUACCCUAUCAACUAGGUCUGUUGAUUAUUGUAGAAACAAGGGGCUGCAGAUGCUGAUUGACAAAGAAGACACAAGGUGCUGGAGAAACUCGAGUCAGUGGGGUCUGGCAGCAUCUCCGGAGAACGUGGCGUUUUGAGUCUGAAGAAGGGCCCUGGCCCGAUACGUCAACUAUCCAUGUUCUCUCAGGAUGCUGCCUGAGCCACUAAGUUACUCCAGCUCUUUGUGUCUUCUUAUGGUGAUUAUUGCUUCAUCCUGCAUUGGCUGGAAAAAAAAAGCAGGAGCCCAGAGCUCUAAGGGGCAAAUGAGUUAAUUGUAUAAAAUGGAGA